AGCGGCAAUCCAGCAGAUGUUGGUGCGAAGGGUUUGAUUGUCUCCGAAAAAUCGUUCUCCUGCUGGCUGAGAAAUCGCAACUACAUUCGCAAAUUUAAGUAAAUUAGAUUUAGCUGACACGGUUAUCGGCUGCACUUCGUCCCCCUUCAGGUGGGUGGGUAACUGGUCGUCAUUCAAGAAAUUUUUCAUCCCAUAGACCAGCCGUGGUGGUUGGUGCAGUGAAGGUAAAUCGUGAUAAUCGUGAAUAUUGGCGAUGGACGGACAGAGAGGGCUUGGGGAUGAGCGAUACGCAAGGGUCCGAUGAUUUAACAGAAGGCGACAAUUUCAGUGAACCUUCCGCUUCAACAGACUCUGAUACCUCCGCCGUUUAUGUAUCAUCUGGUAGUAGCUCGUCACUGUCCGAUAAUUCUAAUUGGGAUGACGAAUAUUUAUUCGAUGAUGACGACUAUUUUUUGAACGAAUUAUCACUUCCCAAUUCCUCACAAGAAAAUAUGGAGAACGAAGAUGGGGAUGGAGGCUAUGAUGAUGAUACAGAUGUUGAUGAUGAUGUCCUAAUUCUUGAACCUGGUCAUGAAAAUGAGCAUAACGAAGGUGAAGGUGACAAUCAAGAAGAAGAUGAUGACCAGGAUACGGAUGAUGAGGAGGAUGAAGAUGAACGAGAAGAUGGCGCAGCUCGUGCUGGACCCCCUCCUAGGAAAGUUGCCAAAUUGGAGCCUAAUCUCCAAGUAUUGCCUGGAACCAGUAGUGCUGAAUUCCCCGGAGGAAAUCAGCCGCAGCAGGCCGAGGAGGAUAAAGAUAGUGAUGGUUUUACCUGCACCAUUUGCUAUGACCAAUUUACCAACUCAGGAGAGCAUAGAAUUUCAUGUCUGAAAUGUGGCCACAUAUUUGGAAAAAACUGUAUCGAGAAAUGGUUGAAAAUCCAUGGAAGAUGUCCACAAUGUAAUUGCAAAGCUAAGAAGGGGGAAGUUCGAGUCCUUUAUGUCAAAAGUCUGCAAGCUGUUGAUAAUACGGAUUUAACAGAGGCGAAAAAAGAAUUAGAAAAGGCGCAGAUUACAAUUUCCAAAUGCACACUUGAAUCUGCUAAACAAAAGAUUUCAAUUCAGAGCUUGCAUCAGCAGAUUCAAGUUUUGGAGAAACAAAACGUUCAAUUGAAGCAGAAUUUGAGCUCUAGUGCCGUUACAACGUGUUCCUGUAAUAAUCCAGGCCCUUCUUCAACCAGCCUCAAAAAUAACAAUGCCAAUAAUGCAGGAUUUGGAUCGUUAGGUUAUGACGAUCCAGAAGGAUCCAGCUCACUCCCGGGUUCCCAGAUCGUUCCACAACAGGCUACUUGCAGAAAGCAACUUCGGUACUCUGUUGCAAAAUUUUUUGAAAUAAAAGAAGGAAAUUGUCGCGUUGGUGCAUACAAUGAGUGGAUGAACAUGAUGGUCGUCUCUCACGAUGUGAAAAGCUCAUUGUUUCCAAAUGGAAGCUGCGGAAUAAAGCUCAUCAAUAUGCUCGAGCUACGAGCUAUCUGGUCCAGCCCUAUUCACCAAAAACAGAUUAGAGAUAUGCAGUUUAGCUUAUGUCAAAAUGAUGUUCUCCUCACGGUCUCUUUGGAUAAGAAAGCUACUCUGCAUAACUGUGGUGGAAAUGUUACAGUACACACAUUUCAAACAGAGUACCCCCUGUGGUCUUGCGCCUGGGAUGAAGUUCACUCAGAAAUAUUUUACUUGGGAUGUAGCAACGGAUCAAUUGUCGCCUAUGACAUGAGAUCCAUGAGUGACCCCCUCGCCAUUUAUCCUCAAGGCCAAGAUAAAAGCCCUGUUUGCAGACUUAGAUACGUUAACCCGACCUAUCAGGCCAAUGCUUUCAAUUUGAACGGCCUACUUGUUCAAAAACUGAAUUCCGUUCAAUUCGGCGAAUACCGCGGAGGAAACAUUUCCGAGAUGAGAUUUCACCAGCUUCCGUUGGAAGGCCCUUUCUUCAAUGUGGACUAUGAGAAUGAUUCUCGUCAUAUGUUGGUGUCUACCAGACCGUCUCCAAGAAAUGAUAUCGACCACGGUCGACAUUUACUCUGUGACCUUAAUCAGUGUUAUAGUGAUACACUAGAAAGAAAUGUUGUAACCUCCAAUGUGAUUCAAAUAUAUCAGGGAAGUAGUCGUGACGGACAGAAAAUUAGCCGACCAUCUCUGUUUAGUCCUGAAGAAGAAUAUGUUUAUGUUUUGGCGAACGGUGCACAACAUACGGUCCAAUAUUGGGACGUUUCGUUAUCAGAGGUUAAUCCUACUACUAUCCCACAUACUCCUGACUAUGUAUUAGAUUACACACAUUGUCGUGUUAAUUCAAGUAAUUUUUUGGGAUUGAUUUCUGAAAAGGGCGUUAGAAUUUGUAAUCAAACAUUUGAGUGACAAACUACUUGUAUGUAAGCUAGUGUUCUGCUAUUAAACUGUUAUUAGUUUGGUACAAAACUUUUUUAAUACUUCGUCGAAAUUUAAUUACGGACAAUACAAUGGAUUAGGUCGAAUAUGCAACUAUUAUGGGCAAUGUAUAUUAUGCUUAUUACAUAAAAAAUGGAAUAUUAUGUACAUGUACAAUAUCGUUCAAUCAAUUUCAAUUGAAUACCGUGUGGCUCCGAAUACGCUUACUUUUUUAAAAUGUGAUCUAAAAUGUCACACACUAUGCAAUUAAUAAACUAUGAAACAAUGUGAUUAAUUAA
Molecule: messenger RNA, 2695 nt
Organism: Folsomia candida
Lineage: Eukaryota; Metazoa; Arthropoda; Collembola; Entomobryomorpha; Isotomidae
Product: E3 ubiquitin-protein ligase RFWD3
Exons: 12
Coding region: 279-2387 (702 amino acids)
Biological process (GO): protein ubiquitination; interstrand cross-link repair
Cellular component (GO): nucleus
Molecular function (GO): ubiquitin protein ligase activity; protein binding
Source: RefSeq, a predicted model, not a curated record